AUGAAGGGUUCCAUCUUCGCGGCUGCGGCCCUGGUGGGCUCUGCCAUGGCCGAUGCUCACCUGCACCGCCGCCAUGAGGCUAUUCACAACCGUCGCGAUGCCUCCAGCUCCGUCGUCGCCUCUUCCUCUCUGGCUCCUGCCCCCGAGGAGACCUGUGGCUGCACCACCAAGGUCAUCACCUACUACGGCUCCCCGACUCUGGUGCCCGUCUCCUCCACCGAGUCGACCACCACCUUGACUAGCACCAUCCACUCUACCAGCACCAGCACUUUCACCGUGACCGUGACUCCCUCCGUUGCUGCUGUCUCCUCCUCCGCGGUUGCCUCGACUUCCACCGAGGUCGUUCUGCCUACCCCCGGUGUGACCAGCUUCUCCUCCACCGGUACCUACACCAUCCCGGCCACCACCCUGACCGUUACCGACACCACCACCGUUUGCGGUGCCACCACCACUGAGGUUGCCAGCGGUACUCACACCAUCGGCGGUGUCACCACCGUUGUCGAGACCGAGACCGUUAUCACUUGCCCCUACGCCACCGUCAAGCCCACUGGCACCACCGUCACCAGCGUCAUCGAGACCACCACCUACACUUGCCCCGCUGCUGGUACUUACACCGUUGUCCCCGGUACCGUUACCUCCGUGCCUACCAGCACUGUGAUCGUCUACCCUACCCCCCAGACCAUCACCCCCGGUACCUACACUCAGACCGAGACCGUUGUCACUGUUACCCGCACUGACUACACCUACGUCUGCCCCUACUCCACCUCCGGCCUGGCCAGCACCACUGCCCCGGCUGCUACUACCGCCGCUGCCACUACUGCUGUCCCCGUUGCCUCCUCCUCCUCCACCAGCUCUGCUGCCGCUGCCACCAGCUCCAGCACCUCCAGCUCUGGUGUCACCGGUGCCGGCCAGUAUGGUAUGACCUUCUCCCCUUACACCUCCAGCGGUGCUUGCAUGUCCCAGUCCGAGGUCACCUCCAACCUCAAGGUCAUCAAGGACAAGGGCUUCAACCUGGUCCGUGUCUACUCCACUGACUGCAACGGUCUCGAGUACAUUGGCUCUGCCUGCAAGGAGCUUGGCAUGAACAUCAUCAUGGGUGUCUACAUUGACAGCACCGGUACCUCCGGCGCUCAGGACCAGGUUGACGCUAUUGCCAAGUGGGCUGAGUGGGACAUGGUCGAGCUGAUCGUUGUCGGUAACGAGGCCGUCUCCUCCGGCUACUGCUCUGCUUCCCAGCUUGCCAGCUUCAUCACCUCCUGCAAGUCCACCUUCCAGGCUGCCGGUUACACUGGCAAGGUCACCACCACCGAGCCCAUUGACGUCUGGGAGCAGUACGGUACUUCCACCCUCUGCAGCCCCGUCGACAUUGUCGGUGCCAACAUCCACCCCUUCUUCAACUCUCAGGUGACCGCCGCCAAGGCCGGUGAGUUCGCCCUCUCCGAGUACAAGAUUCUCGAGGGUCUUUGCAACAAGGACGUUGUCAACUUGGAGACUGGCUGGCCCAACGCUGGUGAUGCCAACGGUGACGCCGUUCCCGGUGUUGCCGAGCAGGAGACUGCCAUCAAGUCGAUUGUUGCUGCUCUCGGCUCCAAGUCCAUCUUCUUCUCCUACGCCGAUGAUGACUGGAAGUCCCCCGGUCAGUUCAACGUUGAGCAGCACUGGGGCUGCGCUUCCGUCUUCUAA
This is a messenger RNA of Penicillium cataractarum, 1683 nucleotides long. RefSeq names its product putative cell wall glucanase (Scw11) (gene btgE). The record is from RefSeq and is a predicted model, not a curated record. NCBI's taxonomy places the organism in Eukaryota, Fungi, Ascomycota, Eurotiomycetes, Eurotiales, Aspergillaceae. Bases 1 to 1683 code for a protein of 560 amino acids. Gene Ontology annotation, biological process: cell wall organization. Gene Ontology annotation, cellular component: extracellular region; fungal-type cell wall; cell surface. The transcript has a single exon. Gene Ontology annotation, molecular function: 1,3-beta-glucanosyltransferase activity; glucan endo-1,3-beta-D-glucosidase activity.